Messenger RNA from Drosophila subpulchrella, 1141 nucleotides. RefSeq lists its product as uncharacterized. Gene Ontology annotation, cellular component: membrane. The record is from RefSeq and is a predicted model, not a curated record. The transcript is spliced from 2 exons. NCBI's taxonomy places the organism in Eukaryota, Metazoa, Arthropoda, Insecta, Diptera, Drosophilidae. Bases 44 to 1141 code for a protein of 365 amino acids.
GUUCUAAUUUAUUUUAAGCAACCACACCCGCUUUGAUAUAAACAUGGGUUGCUGUUUUAAUUAUAAAUUGGUACUCAAUCUAUGUAACUUUCUGUUUUUGAUAUGUGGCUUGCUGCUGAUUGCAUCAGGCUUGUAUAUCUUUUCGGAUAACAAGCGCAUUCUGCUCUCAAGACUUUUGGCUGCCUCCAGCGAUCGGUUGAGCUCACUUCCCCAGCCCUUGCUGUUCUAUAUAGCCCUGGGCGUGGCCAUUGCCGGAUUUGUGGCCACUCUGGCUGCGGUCGUGGGUUUCUGGGCCAGCUGUCUACACACCUACUGCUUCCUGACCAUAUAUUUCCUGAGCGUUGUGAUGCUGCUUCUGACCGAAUCGGUUUUGUGCCUGGCCAUUACAUUGUGGCCCCAUUGCCUGGGAAUUAGCCUGGACGAGAGUCAAAUGGUGCGAUCCUUGCAGGUCAACUAUGGAGUUCCUGGACAGGAACAGUUCACCAAUGCCAUGGACUUGGCACAGGCACGUUUCGGCUGCUGCGGGAUGAAGAGUUCCCUGGACUACGACACAUCGUUGUGGCGUUUGCAGGGCUAUGGACAAAGAAAUUGGCCGGUUCCUCUCAGCUGUUGUGUGCUGGAAAAUUCGGAACACCCCUUAUCGUUUCUGGAUCCCAAACCGGCCAACGAGUCCAUGUGCCAGUCUCUAGAGCGAUUAUCCUACGAAAGGGAGCGCAACACAGAGUCCUGUCUUCCCCAUCUGGACAACUGGUAUCGGGAACAGUAUAGCGUCUUCCUUGGUGGCAGUCUAAUUUUGGCCCUCAUUGAGUUCAGUGUCCUGCUGGCAAUUAUCAUGAGCUGCACUGGUCUGGCCUCAAAACGGGCCAGACUCAAGAAACCCACUCAGGAAAGGAAAGGCCAAAAGGUGAAGUCUCGACAAACACUGAUAGAAAACAUAUACGAACCCGAGGUUGAACUCAGGGAAAAUUCCAGUCACAGCAUGGAAGGAAUAUAUCUGGGACCAGCUAGUCGGCAUGUCAGCAGUGAAGAUUUUAAAGAGCUGUACAUUAAGCCGAGGGACCUGUACAGACAACACCAUUUGGGCACAGGAAAACCCAUUCCUGUCGACCGUCCAACGCAAAUGAGAAAUUAUUUGGUAUAA